AUGACCUCCACGGUGGUUGCCACUGUGCCCGCGGCUGUGACCGUGUCCAGGAAGGAGUCUCCUGACAGAUGGGCCCUCGGGGAGGAUCCAACAGGUGCGGGCCCCUCGCUCCAGUGCCGUGUGUGUGGGGACAGCAGCAGCGGGAAGCACUAUGGCAUUUAUGCCUGCAAUGGCUGCAGUGGCUUCUUCAAGAGGAGUGUGAGACGGAGGCUCAUCUACAGGUGCCAGGUAGGGGCAGGGAUGUGCCCAGUGGAUAAGGCCCAUCGCAACCAGUGCCAGGCCUGCCGGCUGAAGAAGUGCUUGCAAGCGGGUAUGAACCAAGAUGCCGUGCAGAAUGAGCGCCAGCCACGGAGCAGUGCCCAGGUCCGCCUGGACAGCAUGGAGUCAGCCAGUGAGCUCAGACCUGAGCCCCUGGUGGCCUCCCCGGCCCUGGCAGGACCCAGUCCCCGGGGCCCCACACCCGUGUCUGCAGCCAGAGCCCUGGGUCAUCACUUCAUGGCCAGCCUCAUAACUGCCGAAGCCUGUGCCAAGCUGGAGCCAGAGGAUGCUGAAGAGAAUAUUGAUGUCACCAGCAAUGACCCCGAGUUCCCCGCAUCCCCCUGCAGCCUAGACAGCAUCCACGAGACGUCAGCUCGCCUGCUCUUCAUGGCUGUGAAGUGGGCCAAAAACCUGCCUGUGUUCUCCAACCUGCCCUUCAGGGAUCAGGUGAUCCUGCUGGAAGAGGCAUGGAGUGAGCUCUUCCUCCUCGGAGCCAUCCAGUGGUCUCUGCCUCUGGACAGCUGCCCACUGCUGGCCCCACCGGAGGCUUCUGGCGGCUCUCAGAGUCGGCUUGCCCUGGCCGGUGCAGAGAUGCGCUUCCUGCAAGAAACCAUCUCCAGGUUCCGGGCACUGGCAGUGGACCCCACAGAGUUCGCCUGCAUGAAGGCAUUAGUCCUCUUCAAACCAGAGACGCGUGGCCUGAAGGAUCCUGAGCACGUGGAGGCGUUGCAGGACCAGUCUCAAGUGAUGCUGAGCCAACACAGCAAGGCUCACCACCCCAGCCAGCCUGUGAGGUUUGGGAAAUUGCUCCUUCUGCUUCCAUCCUUACGAUUCAUCACGUCUGAACGCAUCGAGCUCCUCUUCUUCCGAAAGACCAUAGGGAACACGCCAAUGGAGAAACUCCUCUGUGAUAUGUUCAAAAACUAG
Molecule: messenger RNA, 1185 nt
Organism: Jaculus jaculus (lesser Egyptian jerboa)
Lineage: Eukaryota; Metazoa; Chordata; Mammalia; Rodentia; Dipodidae
Gene: Nr2e3
Product: nuclear receptor subfamily 2 group E member 3
Exons: 8
Coding region: 1-1185 (394 amino acids)
Biological process (GO): anatomical structure development; negative regulation of transcription by RNA polymerase II; positive regulation of transcription by RNA polymerase II
Molecular function (GO): nuclear receptor activity; RNA polymerase II cis-regulatory region sequence-specific DNA binding; zinc ion binding
Source: RefSeq, a predicted model, not a curated record